AUGUCGGUGCACUUCGAGGAGAGGAGUGGCGUUGUCCCCUGCCCUACCUCCUGGGGGUCGUGGUACCAGACCAUGGAAGAGGUUUUCAUCGAAGUGAACGUCCCUCAGGGCACAUCUGGGAAGGAGGUGAAAUGCACUCUGGGCUCAAGACAAGUUGAACUGCAUGUCAAAGGAAAGGAGAUCUUCAAGGGAAGGCUUUACGACAGCACCGUUUCUGAUGAGUCGACAUGGACAUUGGAGGAUAAGGUCCUGAUUCGCAUCGUCCUCAUGAAGACAAACCGGGCGGCCGGGAACUGCUGGCUCUCCCUUUUAGAGGGGGAGUACUGCGCCGACGCAUGGGUCCAGGAUCAGAUGCAGAGGAAGCUGACCCUGGAGAGGUUCCACAGAGAGAACCCUGGAUUUGACUUCAGCGGUGCAGAGAUUUCUGGGAACUUUGCUGGCGGUGGACCCGACUUCUCCAGCUUGCAGAAGUAACCAUGAAGGUGUCGAAGUUGUUUGAUACAAUUUGCAGGUGACGUGCUCCGUCAAGCAAAAACAUGGACAAUGAUACCUGCAUUUCCCAUCUGGGAUUAAUAUCGUCAACAGUCAGACGCUGCCUUUAUAUAUGGGAUGCAUUUACAAUGGGCAACUCAUUGCCAUUUAAAUAAAUACAGGAAUUGUAAAUAAAUGGUAGGUUUGAGUAGGUAAAUGAAAUCAAUACUGUACAACCAAAUGCUUUUCAAUACGUUUUUUUAUUGAAAGGUCCAAGUACAUGGGUCAUCCAGAUGAACUAUUUUCAAGUGCGAUAAUCAAAUGCCAAAUCCAAAAGUUUUUCUCUCCAUCUCUUCACAAAUUAAAAUCCAUUCAAAUAAUGUCUAAAGUUUCAUUUUGUUCCAAAUUAAUUACAUCUGUAACCAUUGAUAUAAGGAUCAUGUCUCAUCUUAUAGAGCAAGGCCAUCGAUAAGAUGGCCGCCAUACAUGCUAGGAUCAUACCUAGCGUCACUUAGGGGAAACCCCAUCGAGCUCAGUUUCAAAACAAAAUUAAAAGUUUCAUUCACCUUGGGUAGGAGUGUGCAUUGAGGACAGCCGAGCAACCUAGGGUGGGAGUUAAGGGUUUUGGGCCUGAUUUCUUGGUUUCGUUUUUUAGUUUCACAAAACCCUUCUCCCUCCUCUUCCACAUGGUGGACUGAGGACCUAGGCGGUUCUAUACUUUAUUGCUUAAAAACCAGCAACCUGUUCCCGAGAAUAACCAAGUAUCUCAGCACAGAUUCAAACGAUAACAUACUGUACACUUGUGGAAGCGUUUCAAAUCCGCCAAAGAAAAACCUCACUAGAUGGUAAUGAAUGAGUUUCACAUCAAGUCGUACUG
Gadus macrocephalus (Pacific cod) is the source of this 1348-nucleotide messenger RNA. It is a transcript of the gene nudcd2, whose product is annotated as NudC domain containing 2. Gene Ontology annotation, cellular component: cytoplasm. Gene Ontology annotation, biological process: protein folding. The transcript has 4 exons. The record is from RefSeq and is a predicted model, not a curated record. The coding region runs from base 1 to 474 and encodes 157 amino acids. NCBI's taxonomy places the organism in Eukaryota, Metazoa, Chordata, Actinopteri, Gadiformes, Gadidae.